CUCACAAUGGUUCUAGAAGAAAUCGAGACAAGUCUUAUCAUGUGGUUUUCCUACGCCUUGAUUCCUUGUUUUCUCGUGGAUGGAGUGGCUGUUCUGCCUGCCCCUCAGAACCUCUCUGUACAAUCAACCAACAUGAAGCAUGUCUUGACGUGGAGCCCAGUGAUUGUGCCUGAAGAAAUAAUACACUAUUCUGUCGAGUACCAAGGAGAGUACGAGAGCCUGUACAUGAGCCACAUCUGGAUCCCCAGCAGCUGGUGCUCGCCCACCCAAGGGCCCGAGUGUGACAUCACUGAUGACAUCACUGCCACUGUACCGUACAGCCUCCGGGUCAGGGCCACCCUGGGCUCACUGACCUCAGCCUGGAGCACGCUGAAGCACCCCUUUAAUCGAAACUCAACCAUCCUCACCCCACCUGGGAUGGAGAUCACCAAGGAUGGCUUCCACCUGGUUAUUAAGCUGGAAGACCUGGGGCCACAGUUUGAGUUCUUCGUGGCCUACUGGAAGAGAGAGCCUGGUGCCAAGGAACACGUCAAGAUGGUGAGGCACGGGGGCAUUCUGGUGCACCUGGAAACCAUGGAGCCAGGGGCUGCACACUGCGUGAAGGUCCGGACGUUCGUGAAGGCCAUCGGGAGGCACAGUGCCUUCAGCCAGACAGAAUGUGUCAAGGUGCAAGGAGAGACCCUGCCGCUGGCACUGGCUCUGUUCUCGUUUGUGGGCUUCAUGCUGAUCCUCGUGGCUGUGCCGGUCUCCGUCUGGAAAAUGGGCCGGCUGCUCCGGCACUCCUGUUGCCCCUCCGUGAUGCUCCCCGACACCUUGAAAAUAACCAAUUCCCCCCAGAAGCUAAUCAGCUGCAGAAGGGAAGAGGUAGAAGCCUGUGUGGCGGCCGGGCUGUCUUCUGAGGAGCUCCUUAGGGCCUGGAUCUAG
Messenger RNA from Eubalaena glacialis (North Atlantic right whale), 924 nucleotides. It is a transcript of the gene IL20RB, whose product is annotated as interleukin 20 receptor subunit beta. The coding region runs from base 7 to 924 and encodes 305 amino acids. Gene Ontology annotation, molecular function: interleukin-20 binding. NCBI's taxonomy places the organism in Eukaryota, Metazoa, Chordata, Mammalia, Artiodactyla, Balaenidae. The transcript is spliced from 7 exons. The record is from RefSeq and is a predicted model, not a curated record.